Esox lucius (northern pike) is the source of this 907-nucleotide messenger RNA. RefSeq names its product guanidinoacetate N-methyltransferase (gene gamt). Lineage: Eukaryota; Metazoa; Chordata; Actinopteri; Esociformes; Esocidae. Gene Ontology annotation, cellular component: nucleus; cytoplasm. The record is from RefSeq and is marked provisional. Gene Ontology annotation, biological process: creatine biosynthetic process. Gene Ontology annotation, molecular function: guanidinoacetate N-methyltransferase activity.
CCUUCCUCUGCCCUAACGUGGGAACAGUAACCGUCCAUUCCUCAGCGUUUGAAAAGAAACAAACAUCAAAAUGACCACUGAACAACCUAUAUUUUCCAAGGGAGAAGACUGCAAAGCUGGUUGGCACGACGCUAGUGCUGGUUACAAUGAGACCGACACUCAUCUCGAGAUUUUGGGCAAGCCGGUUAUGGAACGUUGGGAGACUCCAUACAUGCACUCGCUGGCUACUGUAGCCGCCUCAAAAGGUGGGCGGGUUCUGGAAAUUGGGUUUGGCAUGGCCAUCGCUGCGACUAAAGUUGAGUCCUUCCCCAUCGAAGAGCAUUGGAUCAUUGAGUGCAAUGACGGAGUGUUUGCUAGAUUGCAGGAGUGGGCCAAGUCUCAGCCACACAAAAUUGUGCCCCUCAAAGGACUGUGGGAAGACGUAGUAAGCGGCCUACCAGACAACCACUUUGAUGGCAUUCUGUAUGACACAUACCCCCUGUCAGAAGACACCUGGCACACUCACCAGUUUGACUUCAUCAAGGGCCAUGCCCACAGGCUACUGAAGCCCGGCGGUGUUCUCACCUACUGUAACCUGACCUCUUGGGGAGAAUUUCUCAAGUCCAAAUAUGACAAUAUUGACAACAUGUUCCAGGAGACCCAGAUGCCUCACCUGAUCGAGGCUGGCUUCAAGAAAGACAAGAUUAGCACCACAACCAUGGAUAUUGUCCCUCCAACCGAAUGCAAAUACUAUGCCUUCCGCAAGAUGAUUACACCCACGAUUCUGAAAGAUUGAAGUGUCUUGAUGCCACUGAAAUGUUUUUUCUCACGUGCCUUCAUUUAAAAACCCACAUUAGUUUAUUUAAAAAUAUAUAUUCCAUAUGCCCUCAGGGAUAUCAAAUUUUCAAUAAACAAUUUUUAAUUCUGU